Anopheles gambiae (African malaria mosquito) is the source of this 1235-nucleotide messenger RNA. RefSeq lists its product as uncharacterized. Gene Ontology annotation, biological process: signal transduction. Lineage: Eukaryota; Metazoa; Arthropoda; Insecta; Diptera; Culicidae. The transcript is spliced from 4 exons. The record is from RefSeq and is a predicted model, not a curated record. Bases 298 to 1020 code for a protein of 240 amino acids. Gene Ontology annotation, cellular component: nucleus; plasma membrane.
GGUAAUUUACGUUCGAUAAAUUGGCAGGGGCAAGCUACGCAAAACAAUCCUCCAGUUUAUGCGGAUUUAAACGAUUCCACCGGUACGGGUUCGGUAAGUACGACUCCGUCUUCAACCCUACUGGCGGAGAAGAGCGAGACGAUAAAAACUACUACUCCAGAAGAAAACUAUGGGAGUGUUGCUGACAGAUGUUAUGCAUUUGUGCAACUCCCGAACAUCGAGAAACCAUGUGCAAGCGAUACCGCACAUUACGGCGACAAGGUAAAAGCAACUGUUGGACUCAGUCCAAGGCUCGAGAUGCGCCUGGCGCUAAAUCACGACAUUCUCGGAGACGAAGAUCUACUCACGUACAGCCCUGGACCAGAGCUGACGGAAAUUCUCGGACGCGACCUCUCCACAUACCAUCCGAUGAGCGAGAAGGACAUUAUCAUGAAUCGUAUCGUGACGCGAGUGAGCAGUUACAUGAACAUACAAGCAAUAGCAUCGGCUUCCACGGUCAGUUCAACGAACGUAGUGGAAUCACAGGUACCCACCACCAGCCAAGCUAUGAGAAACGGAAUGAGCUCAUUAUAUCAGCAAAACAAUUCAAAGAUGGAUACUCCUAUAUUGCACCGACGAAAACCUAUCGUCCCAGCUACUUGGAGCAGUUUUGGAUCUGUGGAUCGAGAAGAAAGGACUCUAUCGGACCUGGAACGUUUAGCGAGGCGGGAGAAAGUUUACUGCAUGACGCAACUCAACCACAACGCUUCUCAGCUCAAACGAGUAGCUAGUUUCAAUGCUACACAGAAACAAACCAAUAAGCUAUUCAACUUUCUUUACCGGCGUAACUCAGAAAAUCAAGUAAACGGGCUUUCUAGCUCAAAGGAAAAUACACAAGACAACGUCACGUGUUCGGUUCCGAGCCGCUUGAGCUCGCCUAGAAUAGAAACGGUAAAAUCGCUUGAUCGCAGGUUUUGGAAAUUAUUGAGCAAACGACGGCGUGGAAGUUUCCAAGGAGAACUUACAACUGGUGCAUCGUAGAAUACUUUAAUAACUACACGAUUUCAUUUAGAAACAUAAAUCACAGAUGUACUCUGCACUAUUUUAGAUUCAAAUAGAUACUGCAAUAUGAGGAACGCUCGGAGAGAAUUAAGCUCAAACCUUAAAAAGAUUAAAAAUUUUAAUUAACUCAGUCUUCAAACAUUAUCAAUAUGAUUUAAAUAAAGUCCUUUUGUCUAAAAUUAGAUAAAACAUUA